AUGGCUAUGGCUGCCUCUGUCCAGGUCAACUUUUACUCCGACACUGGAUGCCAGAACUUCAUCGGGUCUCGCUUCAUUGACUUUGACCCAAACCAGGGCGGCACAUUCCAUAGCGGUGGUCCCUCAGGCUCCCGUGGUGGUCUGUUUGUCAACUCCAACGGAGAUAACCUCGCUUGUGUGUUUCUCACCUUCGAUCCCUAUUUGUCCUCUAUGCUGACUCUGAAACCUGCAGUCCGUGGGUUUAGCAACCACGCUGAUGGUAGCAGCCCUUUCACUGGCAACGUCGUUGAUGGUGAAUGCAUUGGUACCCUCAAUGGUGUUGUUGCCGUCUUCAUCGUCUGA
Messenger RNA from Fusarium mangiferae, 342 nucleotides. RefSeq lists its product as uncharacterized. The record is from RefSeq and is a predicted model, not a curated record. The coding region runs from base 1 to 342 and encodes 113 amino acids. Lineage: Eukaryota; Fungi; Ascomycota; Sordariomycetes; Hypocreales; Nectriaceae. The transcript has 2 exons.